CCCAGAUUAACCAGCACAAAGAGCUUUACUAGUGAAGAUUCAUUUUGGUUCACGGUCAGCUUACAGUCUUCAUUCCUUUUACUGAUAUGGCUUCCCCGUGUCAACAGGCCGCUGCCAUGGGCGAGUAUCAACCGAGACUACACUGGGGACUGGACCCAGUACAUUGUAGUUCUGUUAAGUUUUACAUCAAAGACGUUCUAGAAAUGUCUGAAUAUCCCACGUGUCCUGGAGCAUAUGCUUAUUUAAACCACCCAGUCAUAAAAGUGGAUAUCAUGGGAUAUGUAGUGGAAGUUGAUGAAAAAACACGUUUCAUUUCGUACAGUAUUGACGAUGGUACAGGCGCCAUCAGAUGUGUGUGCUGGAAACCCAAACAAACGUCAUCAGCCGACAUGCGAUUUGACGAAACAUUCAAAGUUUACUGUGCGUCAAAUGAUGUAAGUUUUAACAAUUCUAUUUCUACUUUAGAAUGUCUAAACGAAUUAGCAAAUUCUGUUAGUGAGAGCAAGAGUGAACAUGUUUUAAAGUUGGGCGACUUUGUUCAUAUUCGAGGAAAAGUCAAGGAAUACAAGAAAGUGCGAGAUAUUAGUGUGUCUUACUCUAAGAAGAUCGAUGACCCAACUGGCAGUAUCGAGAUGGCAAGAAUGCUUGAACUACCAACUCUGUAUGAAAAUGUUUACGACAAGCCGUUUUUGCUGCCACGCGAACUGGCAGAAGAAAUAGAGUCACUGAAAGAAGAAAGACAAACCGGUCUUAAAACUGAAGAGAGAAUUGUCCGGGAAUUGCAAGAGAAAGUGAUAAACUUUCUGAAAAUAAAUAACAUUAAUAGUUUUGAAAUAACUGACUUACAGACGGUAUCUGAUUUAAUUGAUAUAGCCCAACAGCCUUGUAAGGAAUACACCCAAAUCACAGAAACGUCUAUGAGAAAAAAAGCCACUGCAACACAAAUACACACAAUCUUCAAAAAAGUGGUUCAUGUUUUGGAAGAGUUGGGUAUUGCAUACAAAGAGUCCUAUAAAUAUAAAGUUGUUCAAGAUGGAGAUCAUUUAGAGAAGACUAUUGUGAAUAUUAUUCAACAAGAUUCUCAAAAACCCAAAUAUAAAGAGAAAGGAUGCCAUUAUAUGCAUGUGGUGGAUUGUUUACACCAAUAUCAACAAUACAAGAAAGUAACCAUGACAACUGUACUCCAAAUUCUAGAUAAGUUGGAGAGUCAGAGUGACGUAAUCAGUACCUCACACAGACACUAUAUUGCAUUCUCUAACAGUUCUUAA
Messenger RNA from Saccoglossus kowalevskii, 1268 nucleotides. RefSeq names its product CST complex subunit STN1-like. The record is from RefSeq and is a predicted model, not a curated record. NCBI's taxonomy places the organism in Eukaryota, Metazoa, Hemichordata, Enteropneusta, Harrimaniidae.